AUGAGUACGGACGCAGAGAUGGCCGUUUAUGGCAAAGCUGCCAUUUACCUCCGUAAGCCUGAGAAGGAGAGAAUUGAGGCUCAAAGCAGGCCUUUUGAUGCAAAGACUGCUUGCUAUGUAGCUGAUCAAAAAGAGCUGUACCUUAAGGCUACAAUCAAGAGCAGAGAUGGUGGCAAAGUCACUGUUGAAGUGCUCACUACCAAGGAGGAGAGAACAGUUAAGGAGGAUGACGUCAGCCCCAUGAAUCCUCCAAAGUUUGACAAGAUUGAGGACAUGGCCAUGAUGACCCAUCUCAAUGAAGCCUCUGUGCUAUAUAACCUCAAAGAGCGUUAUGCAGCAUGGAUGAUCUAUACCUACUCUGGAUUGUUCUGCGCUACUGUGAAUCCCUACAAGUGGCUCCCAGUGUAUGAUGCAGAAGUGGUGGCUGCCUACAGAGGCAAAAAACGCAUGGAGGCCCCACCCCACAUCUUCUCUGUCUCUGACAAUGCCUAUCAGUUCAUGCUUACUGACAGGGAGAACCAGUCUGUCCUGAUUACUGGAGAAUCUGGUGCUGGAAAGACUGUGAACACUAAACGUGUCAUCCAGUACUUUGCCACCGUUGCAGUGCAGGGUGAGAAGAAAAAGGAGACUGCUGGCAAAAUGCAGGGAUCUCUUGAGGACCAGAUCAUUGCUGCCAACCCUCUGCUUGAGGCCUAUGGUAAUGCCAAGACUGUGAGAAAUGACAACUCCUCUCGUUUUGGUAAAUUCAUUAGAAUUCACUUCGGCACAAGUGGCAAACUGGCUAGUGCUGACAUUGAAACUUAUCUGCUGGAGAAGUCUAGAGUAACAUUCCAGCUUUCAGAUGAGAGAGGCUACCACAUCUUCUACCAGAUGAUGACCAACCAUAAGCCUGAGCUGAUCGAAAUGACUCUUAUCACCACCAAUCCCUAUGACUUCCCCAUGUGCAGUCAGGGUCAGAUCACAGUGGCAAGCAUUGAUGACAAGGAGGAGCUGGUUGCCACAGAUACGGCUAUUGACAUUCUGGGCUUCAGUAAUGAGGAGAAGAUGAGCAUUUAUAAAUUUACUGGAGCUGUUCUCCAUCAUGGUAACAUGAAGUUCAAGCAGAAGCAGCGUGAGGAGCAAGCUGAGCCAGAUGGCACAGAAGAGGCUGAUAAAGUUGCCUAUCUUCUGGGCUUAAACUCAGCUGAUAUGCUGAAGGCUUUAUGCUACCCUAGAGUAAAGGUCGGAAAUGAGUUUGUGACAAAGGGCCAGACUGUGCCACAGGUGUACAAUGCCGUGAGUGCCUUAGCCAAAUCCAUCUAUGAGAGAAUGUUCUUGUGGAUGGUCGUACGUAUCAACCAGAUGCUGGACACAAAACAAGCUAGACAGUUCUUCAUUGGUGUGCUGGACAUCGCUGGAUUUGAAAUCUUUGAUUUCAACAGCAUGGAGCAGCUGUGCAUCAACUUCACCAAUGAGAAGCUGCAGCAAUUCUUCAACCACCACAUGUUUGUCCUGGAGCAAGAAGAAUACAAAAAGGAGGGUAUCGUUUGGGAGUUCAUUGACUUCGGCAUGGACUUGGCUGCUUGCAUUGAGCUCAUUGAGAAACCCAUGGGUAUCUUCUCCAUCCUUGAAGAAGAGUGCAUGUUCCCCAAGGCAACAGACACCAGCUUCAAGAACAAGCUCUACGAUCAGCAUCUUGGAAAGUGCAAUGCUUUCCAGAAGCCCAAGCCUGCCAAAGGCAAAGCUGAAGCUCACUUUUCUCUGGUUCAUUAUGCUGGUACUGUGGACUACAACAUCGCUGGCUGGCUGGACAAGAACAAGGACCCACUGAACGAGUCUGUCGUGCAGCUGUACCAGAAGUCUUCAGUUAAACUGCUGGCUACCCUCUACCCACCUGUUGUUGAAGAGACUGGCAAGAAGGGAGGCAAGAAGAAGGGUGGUUCAAUGCAGACUGUCUCCUCACAGUUUAGGGAGAACUUGGGCAAGCUUAUGACCAACUUGAGGAGCACUCAUCCCCACUUUGUGCGCUGCCUGAUUCCUAACGAGUCUAAAACUCCAGGUCUCAUGGAGAACUUCCUGGUUAUCCAUCAGCUGAGAUGUAACGGUGUGCUGGAGGGUAUCAGAAUUUGCAGAAAAGGUUUCCCCAGCAGAAUCCUCUAUGGGGACUUCAAACAAAGAUACAAAGUGCUGAAUGCUAGUGUCAUCCCAGAGGGUCAGUUUAUUGACAACAAGAAGGCCUGUGAGAAGCUUCUAGGAUCCAUUGAUAUCGACCAUGACCAGUAUAGAUUUGGACACACUAAGGUGUUCUUCAAAGCUGGCCUGCUGGGUACUCUUGAAGAGAUGCGAGAUGAGAAACUGGCUGCUCUGGUCACAAUGACUCAGGCUGUUUGCCGUGGUUACCUCAUGAGAAGAGAGUUUGUUAAGAUGAUGGAGAGGAGGGAGUCCAUUUAUACCAUCCAGUACAACAUCCGCUCAUUCAUGAAUGUCAAACACUGGCCAUGGAUGAAGGUGUACUACAAGAUAAAGCCUCUCCUGAAGAGUGCUGAAACUGAGAAGGAGCUGGCCACCAUGAAAGAAGACUUUACAAAAUGCAAGGAAGACUUGGCCAAAGCUGAGGCCAAAAAGAAGGAGCUUGAGGAGAAGAUGGUGUCUCUGCUUCAAGAGAAGAAUGACCUGCAACUUCAAGUGGCAUCUGAAGCUGAAAAUCUUUCAGAUGCUGAGGAGAGAUGUGAGGGUCUGAUAAAGAGCAAAAUUCAGCUUGAAGCUAAACUCAAAGAAACAACUGAGAGAUUGGAGGAUGAAGAAGAAAUCAAUGCUGAGCUGACUGCCAAAAAGAGGAAACUGGAGGACGAGUGCUCUGAGCUCAAGAAGGACAUUGAUGACCUGGAGCUUACCUUGGCUAAAGUGGAGAAGGAGAAACAUGCCACUGAAAACAAAGUCAAGAACCUCACAGAGGAGAUGGCAGCUCAAGAUGAGAGCAUUGCUAAACUCACAAAGGAGAAGAAAGCCCUCCAAGAGGCACACCAGCAAACUCUUGAUGAUCUCCAGGCAGAGGAGGACAAAGUCAACACUCUGACAAAGUCUAAAACUAAGCUUGAGCAACAAGUGGAUGAUCUGGAGGGCUCUCUUGAGCAAGAAAAGAAGCUCCGUAUGGACCUGGAGAGAGCCAAGAGAAAGCUUGAGGGUGACCUGAAACUGGCUCAAGAAUCCAUCAUGGACCUGGAGAAUGACAAACAGCAAUCUGACGAGAAGUUAAAAAAGAAAGACUUUGAAAUUAGCCAGUUUCUUAGCAAGAUUGAGGAUGAGCAAUCUCUGGGUGCUCAGCUUCAGAAGAAGAUCAAGGAACUUCAGGCCCGUAUUGAGGAGCUAGAGGAAGAGAUUGAGGCUGAGCGUGCUGCUCGUGCCAAGGUUGAGAAGCAGAGAGCUGAUCUCUCCAGAGAACUCGAGGAGAUCAGUGAGAGGCUUGAGGAGGCUGGAGGAGCAACUGCUGCUCAGAUUGAGAUGAACAAGAAGCGUGAGGCUGAGUUCCAGAAGCUGCGUCGCGAUCUUGAAGAGGCCACCCUGCAGCAUGAAGCGACUGCUGCUGCCCUGCGCAAGAAGCAGGCAGACAGCGUUGCUGAGCUUGGAGAACAAAUCGACAACCUCCAGCGUGUCAAGCAGAAGCUUGAGAAAGAAAAGAGUGAAUAUAAAAUGGAGAUUGAUGAUCUCUCCAGCAACAUGGAGGCUGUUGCUAAAGCCAAGGCAAAUCUUGAGAAAAUGUGCAGAACCCUUGAGGAUCAACUAAGUGAAAUCAAGACCAAAAAUGAUGAGAAUCUGCGCCAAAUUAAUGACCUCAGUGCUCAGAAGGCCAGGCUCCAGACUGAAAAUGGUGAGUUUGGACGCCAGCUAGAAGAGAAGGAGUCUUUGAUUUCUCAGCUGACCAGAGGCAAACAAGCUUUCACUCAACAAAUUGAUGAACUGAAGAGACAGAUUGAAGAAGAAGUUAAGGCAAAGAACGCCUUGGCCCAUGGAUUGCAGUCUGCUCGUCAUGACUGUGACCUCCUCAGGGAGCAGUUUGAAGAGGAGCAGGAAGCUAAGGCUGAGCUUCAACGUUCAAUGUCAAAGGCCAACAGUGAGGUUGCACAGUGGAGGUCUAAAUAUGAAACUGAUGCCAUCCAGCGCACUGAGGAGCUUGAGGAGGCAAAGAAGAAGCUGGCACAGCGUCUGCAGGAGGCUGAGGAGCAAAUUGAGGCUGUGAACUCCAAGUGUGCCUCUUUGGAAAAGACCAAGCAGAGACUCCAGGGUGAGGUAGAGGACCUCAUGAUUGAUGUGGAAAGAGCCAAUGCCUUGGCUUCCAACCUUGACAAGAAGCAGAGGAACUUUGACAAGGUGCUGGCAGAAUGGAAGCAGAAGUAUGAGGAAGGCCAGGCAGAGCUGGAGGGAGCCCAGAAGGAGGCUCGUGCUCUCAGCACUGAACUCUUCAAGAUGAAGAACUCUUACGAGGAAGCUCUUGACCAACUGGAGACCCUCAAGAGAGAAAACAAGAAUCUGCAACAGGAGAUCUCAGACCUGACUGAACAGAUUGGUGAGACUGGAAAGAGCAUUCAUGAGCUGGAGAAGGCCAAGAAGGCAGUAGAGACUGAGAAGGCAGAGAUUCAGACUGCCCUGGAAGAGGCUGAGGGUACUCUAGAACAUGAGGAGUCCAAGAUUCUUCGUGUCCAGCUUGAGCUCAACCAGGUCAAGAGUGAGAUUGACAGGAAGCUUGCAGAGAAAGAUGAGGAAAUUGAGCAGAUCAAGAGGAACAGCCAGAGGGUAACUGAGUCCAUGCAAAGCACUCUGGACUCUGAGGUCAGGAGCAGGAAUGAUGCUCUGAGGAUUAAGAAGAAGAUGGAGGGAGAUCUCAAUGAGAUGGAGAUUCAGCUGAGCCAUGCCAAUAGGCAGGCUGCCGAGGCUCAGAAACAACUGAGGAAUGUGCAGGGACAACUCAAGGAUGCCCAACUGCAUCUUGAUGAUGCUCUGAGAGGACAAGAAGACAUGAAGGAACAGGUGGCCAUGGUGGAGCGCAGGAACACUCUGAUGUUGGCAGAGAUUGAAGAGCUCAGAGCUGCUCUGGAGCAGACAGAGAGAGGUCGCAAGGUGGCCGAGCAAGAACUGGUGGAUGCCAGUGAGCGUGUUGGACUGCUGCACUCCCAGAACACAAGUCUGCUGAACACCAAGAAGAAGCUUGAGGCUGACCUUGUUCAAGUUCAAAGUGAGGUUGACGACACUGUGCAGGAAGCAAGAAAUGCAGAGGAGAAGGCCAAGAAAGCAAUCACUGAUGCUGCCAUGAUGGCAGAAGAGCUCAAAAAGGAGCAGGACACCAGCGCUCACCUGGAGAGGAUGAAGAAGAACCUUGAGGUCACAGUCAAGGACCUGCAGCACCGCCUGGAUGAGGCUGAGAAUCUGGCCAUGAAAGGAGGAAAGAAACAACUCCAGAAAUUGGAGUCCAGGGUUCGUGAGCUGGAGGCUGAAGUUGAGGGUGAACAGAGAAGGGGAGCUGAUGCUGUUAAGGGUGUCCGCAAAUAUGAAAGAAGAGUGAAGGAACUCACCUACCAAACUGAGGAGGACAAGAAGAAUGUCAACAGGCUACAGGAUCUGGUUGACAAGCUGCAGCUGAAGGUCAAAGCUUACAAGAGACAAGCUGAGGAAGCGGAGGAACAAGCCAAUGCCCACCUGUCCAAGCUCAGGAAGGUGCAGCAUGACCUGGAGGAGGCUGAGGAGCGAGCUGACAUUGCUGAGUCUCAGGUCAACAAGCUCAGAGCCAAGAGCCGUGAUUCUGGAAAGGCCAAAGAAGAGUAAAUCAGCUUGAUUCUGCUGUGGUUAUACAAUAUGACUACGUAGCAGCACCAGUCUUUUGUUCAAUUUCUGUUAAAUAAACCUGUAUAUAGCAG
Pygocentrus nattereri (red-bellied piranha) is the source of this 5888-nucleotide messenger RNA. Its product is annotated as myosin heavy chain, fast skeletal muscle-like. Gene Ontology annotation, molecular function: actin filament binding; cytoskeletal motor activity; ATP binding. The record is from RefSeq and is a predicted model, not a curated record. Bases 1 to 5796 code for a protein of 1931 amino acids. Gene Ontology annotation, cellular component: myosin complex. The transcript has 39 exons. Lineage: Eukaryota; Metazoa; Chordata; Actinopteri; Characiformes; Serrasalmidae.